AUGAGAAUCACUAUCAAAAGAUAUAGAAAUAACUUAAGUACUAUUACUGAAUGGUCGGCUCCAAUUGUGUGGCAUGGCACUUACAAUGAAUCAUUCUUGAAAAACUACUAUGCACGUCGUAAUGUUGCUGUGGGGUUGAUUGUGUUUGCUGUGGGAAGAUAUAUUCAAUACCAUUUGCGUGGCUUUUUGCUAUCUGCUGAAAAAUUUUUUAUGGUUGGUCAGAAAGUCAUCAUUUAUGUCAUGGUAGAAAAUGUCACUGAUAUGCCCUGGAUAUCUUUGCACCGCCUCCGAACGUUUAAAGUUUUUGAAGUUAGAAGAGAGAAGAGAUGGCAAGACAACAGUAUGAUGCGCAUGAGGAUAAUUGGUGAACACAUUGUGGAUCACAUCCAAUAUGAGGUUGACUACCUCUUCUGCAUGGAUGUAGAUCAAGUCUUCAGAAAUAAAUACGGUUUGGAGACUCUGGGGAACUCAGUAGCUCAGCUACAUACAUACUGGUAUAAGGCACAUCCUUCAAGUUUACCUUAUGAAAGAAGUAAUUUAUCGGAAGCUUAUAUACCUAAGGGGAAAGGAGACUUUUAUUACCAUGCUGCUGUCUUUGGAGGCACAACCAUUCAAGUUCUUGAUAUUGUCAGGGAAUGUGCCAAAGGAAUCAUGAAUGACAAGAAAAAUAACAUUGAAGCAGUGUGGCAUGAUGAAAGUCACUUAAAUAAGUAUUUCUUUCUCCAUAAACCCAGUAAAAUCUUAUCACCAGAAUACUGCUGGGAUAACCGUGUUGGACCCUCAGAUGAUAUAAAGACUAUUAAACUCUCUUGGGCUAUUAAGUUUGCUCAUGACUUAGAGUGACCGUAUAAUUUUAUGGCCAUUCUUAAAAUUGUGUUUCUCAAGUUGAGAGCAUCAAGUUGCUAUUUUCCUUAGAAAAUUAGUACCUAAUACAUUUUAGCACUACAAUAUCACUACCAAAUGGUAAGCCUGCCAACAUGAUUCAUACUUGUCCUCACAUUCAUUUUGAACCGUAUUAUGUAGGACAUAGUAAUUGCAGAAUUUGUUGAAACCAGAUGGAGAGGCAGCAGUUUCACAUCUUGGGUGAAUGUUGAGGGAACAUGAUUUUGCUAGAUCACACUGGAGUAGAAUGGAUUCCGGACCAAGAAAAUGAAACUUGAAAUAUUUUAAUUGACCCAAGUGGAUAUGUUUCUUGUGUUACUGAAAGAAAAGAUUGCCUAGAAGUAUGGAUACAACUUGGAAACAUUAAAGCUGCCACCAGAUGGACACACGGUUUCUUAGAAAAAAAUUAGUCA
Molecule: messenger RNA, 1295 nt
Organism: Perognathus longimembris pacificus (Pacific pocket mouse)
Lineage: Eukaryota; Metazoa; Chordata; Mammalia; Rodentia; Heteromyidae
Product: N-acetyllactosaminide alpha-1,3-galactosyltransferase-like
Exons: 3
Coding region: 1-843 (280 amino acids)
Biological process (GO): carbohydrate metabolic process
Cellular component (GO): vesicle; membrane; Golgi apparatus
Molecular function (GO): hexosyltransferase activity
Source: RefSeq, a predicted model, not a curated record